GGUUGUCUCUCGUAGUAGCAUACUUCGUCAUAGGCCCAUAGGUGACAGUUUACUCUCUUGGUGAACUGCAGUAGUGAGGGACAUUCUACCAGCCGGAUGCCGCCUAUAAACUCGCUACGCACGCUCCGGAGCAGCCCGAGCCUACGCUCGACAUACCGACCGACGAUAUACCUAUGCGCAUCUCGACCGCUCAGCUCGGAGGCUAGCCGGAUCGAUAAAUCCAAACUCGACGAACCAAAGAUAUAUCGUUCCAACUCGCUCGACCCAUACUUUAACCUGUCAUUCGAAGACUGGCUCUUCCGGAAGACCCCCAACUCCACCCCAACGUUACUGUUCUACCGUAAUCGUUCUUGCGUGGUGAUCGGCAAAAACCAGAACCCCUGGAAGGAGACAAACCCGGAUUUACUGGAGCGAGAUGGGAUCCCGUUGAUACGUCGUCGGUCGGGCGGAGGAACCGUCUACCACGACGAAGGGAACAUCAACUUCUCGAUCCUCAUCCCGCGGCACCUCUUCACCCGUUCAUUAGGUUCAGGGAUCAUCGAGACCGCCUUGAAAGAUAGGUUGGAGAUCGGGAGAGCGGGGGUGAACGAGAGGGGGGAUCUGAUCUUGUGGGACAAGGACGACGGCAAUCGUAACAAGGCUUCGUCAGGCGAGAGUGAACGGAUAGACGAAAGUCGAAGCGGGCAGGAUCGCAAGUGGAAGAAGAUUUCCGGGUCGGCGUACAAGAUCGUCGCGCAACGAGCUUACCACCACGGGACGAUGUUGAUAUCCUCGGACUUGGGCUCGUUGGGGACUUAUCUCAGGUCAAAGUCGCCCGAUCUGAUAACCAAAUCAGUAGACUCGGUCCGAUCGCCCGUGACAACCCUGCGUUCGGCGCGACCGGAUGUCACGCACGACGAUUUCGUGCAUGCCGUCGCCGAGGAAUUUCAUCGCGUCUUUUCAAAAGUCGCAGAGGAGGCGCUCGCUCCAGAUUUCGACCGCGGAGUAAUCGAGCAGAUCGAUGAGGAGGCCUUGAAAGGUGGUGCGGAAAGAUCGAAAUAUAUCGAACAGGGUAUCUCGGAGCUCAAGAGCUGGGACUGGACGUACGGUUCAACACCAGAGUUUUACCGCGACUUGCACGUAAACCUGCCUUCAGGGGCCACCCAUUUACGCAUCACCUCGAAACACGCUUUAGUAACACACGUAGAAGCCCUGACGCAAGACAACUCAACACAGACUCAAGAGGCCAUAGAAACCUUGCGAUCCCGACUCUUAGGCCGGACAUAUGGACAUUCGCAGGAAGGUGAUUUCGACCAACUUGUAAAUCAAGCCAUCUCGGAUAUACAUGGAACCCUUUCAUAGCGAAAGGCAUUCGACCUCG
Messenger RNA from Filobasidium floriforme, 1360 nucleotides. RefSeq lists its product as uncharacterized. Gene Ontology annotation, molecular function: lipoyltransferase activity. Gene Ontology annotation, cellular component: cytoplasm; mitochondrion. The record is from RefSeq and is a predicted model, not a curated record. Lineage: Eukaryota; Fungi; Basidiomycota; Tremellomycetes; Filobasidiales; Filobasidiaceae. Gene Ontology annotation, biological process: protein lipoylation. Bases 97 to 1341 code for a protein of 414 amino acids. The transcript is spliced from 9 exons.